Molecule: messenger RNA, 5014 nt
Organism: Sinocyclocheilus grahami
Lineage: Eukaryota; Metazoa; Chordata; Actinopteri; Cypriniformes; Cyprinidae
Product: pleckstrin homology-like domain family B member 2
Exons: 17
Coding region: 161-3259 (1032 amino acids)
Biological process (GO): regulation of microtubule cytoskeleton organization
Cellular component (GO): basal cortex
Source: RefSeq, a predicted model, not a curated record
UGUCCGCACACACGGCCAAGGUCUUGGCGCACUCAGCAUCACUUCUGUCCUCUUUGUCAUGCUAAACUGGCAGGACAGACAGAGAGAGAGGACCGACCACGCGUCCUCCUCCUCCUGAGACUUCAUUAAUGGAACACUAAAUAAAGAAGAGGCUAAUCACAUGAAGAACGUGCUGACAGAAAAGACUGCAGGACCCGCAAUGUCCCUCAGUACAGAUACAACAAAGUUUUAUUCCAAUGGUGGCACAUUGGCUGGAUCUAGUGUUCGUAGCACACGCUCCAAGGCGGAGCUUCAGGAGUUGAUGGAGAGCUUGCAGCGUAGGAAGUCCGCUCUGGAGGCCAGCUUAAAGGCUACUGCAGACUGCGGUUACCUCACUUUGUCCCCACCUCCCAGUCCCCAAUCGGCAUCAUCCUAUCUACAGGACCGUCCACCUCUUUCUAUACGAGUCCCUUCCCCUUACACACCCGCCAGCAGCUUAAGCAUGCCACCAUCGCCCCGCCACUCAGAGCGGCCCAUAAGUCCAGUCCCAAACCGCGCCCGACACCAGUCGCAGGACAACCUGUUGCUUUGCCUCCCUUUGGAAGGGCGACAUCCCAACACUGCCAACUCACUCCUUUCUAUGUGCAACGGCUCUUCUUCCUCCUACAUGACCGAUGCUCUUCCUUCAUCUCGCCGAGGUCCAAGCGGGGCGGCCAGCAUGCCCUCCAGCCCUCGCUUGGGCCGCAGAUUGCUAACAAGAGAUGGGGAGUCCACCAUUGACCCAUCACUCCGCCAAAGGAAAUACUCCACCAGCUCUCUGAAUGGCCUGGGGGAACAUAGUCUUUCUUUGCCUAGGUUGUAUCGAGGAGAUGCCCCAGUGCUUUCUUUGCCACCCCGACGUACCACCAAACCACGCCGCAGCCUUCCGUUCUUGGAGAAACCUCCAGAUGUGACCGUGACAGCCAACUUGAUCAGCAGUUCUCACCGGACCAGCCUCUGUUCAGUGGGCUCUGCCCCAUGUUUGGAUCUAGGCGUAGGAGAAAGGCGGCUGUCGUUUGGUAAAGGAGGCCUGGGGCCCGGCAUGGGGCCGAGGAGGGGCAGUAUCAGUUCUCUCAGUGGAAAAGAAGAACUCAGAGAUUAUCAUCAGAGACAAAGAGAUGAGAGACUACGAGAACAGGAAGUGGAAAGACUGGAACGCCAGCGUCUUGAGACUAUUCUGUGCCUGUGCUCUGAGCUGGGUCAGUCUGAACUUGGCCGAAUGGAGACCGACUCGGGUGUCUCAGCUGUAUCGGACCUGCAGAAAAUCAACCGAGAGCUGGAGAAGCUGCAUGUGUCUGAUGACGAAUCAGUGUUCUCAGACUCUGCUGCAGUGUCUCUGGACAGCGGGUUUCUGGGUAAGGGUCGUGGAGAGAUCCUGACCCAGAGACAGUGCAGACUCAGCGGACACAGGGAGACCAGGCCCCAGUCACCCACCACCAGUCUGCGGAGCUCAGUCCCCUCACCCUCUCCACGCCUCCGCAGCAAAGUGUCUGAAGACAUGCCGCUGAGACAGGAAGUGACACGUAUCGAAGAGGAGAGAAUUCAGGUGCUUAACAACAUUGAGGAACUUGAACAGAAGAUCAAAGAUCUAGACACACAGAUGGACGAGUCUAUCAGAGAGAUGGAGGUGGAGAGAGCUCUUUUAGAUGGGGAGCAGGAGGCAGAAGUGGCUCAGCUACAGAGCGAUAAAGAAAUGCUGGAGCAGCUCAACGAAAAAAUGGCCAACGUGGCAAAAAAUGCUAAAAAAAAUCAAACUCAGGACACUGAAGCUUUGGAAGCAGAAACGAAGCGUUUUGAAGAUUUGGAGUUUCAGCAGCUGGAAAAAGAGAGCCGUCAAGAUGAAGAGAAGGAGACACAGACGCAGCAUCUCCUCAGAGAGAUUGCAGAAUAUCAGAGAUCUGUCGUCACUCGCAAGGAGAGGCUACUUACCUUGAAGAAGCAGUCAACCCAGAUUACCAAGCAAGGACAACGGGAAAAGGAGAACUUAUUGAAGGAGAAGAGCAACCUCAUUUAUAUGCUACGAAGGGAACGGGAGAACCUUGCAUCUCUGGAAAGGAAGUACUCUGAGCUCACAGGUGGUCAAGCAUUUCCUCUCAACCCUAUGUCCAUGAAGGAGCACUUUCGCUCUCUUGAGGAGAGGAGGCGGAGCAAUGGCAGUAAAGAAGGUGGGGUUCUGUUGAGUGACAGCGGGAUGUCCCGUAAAAGAGAGAGGCAGAGCCUCGGGACCUUCAACUCUGCCCUUAAUCGCAGUCUGUCUCCCAAGGUCAGACAACAGAAACGGCACAUAGGAAAACCUCAUAUGCCACUGUCUCAAAGCUCUAGCUGUGGUAGUGUACUCCCCCACACUCUGUCUGUCACCUCCCGUGACCUGGACACCCGCCGCCUGCUCAAGGCAGGUCAGCUGUUUUUGAAUGACGAGAGGCAUAGAAUGAGUGAGAUGUCAAAUAGGACAGUUUCUGAGACAAACGUCUUCCUGGAGCCGUUCCACUACAUGGAUAACGGACACAACUUUGACACAAUGAGCGUGUACAGUACAGAAAGCCUGGAGACCAGCAUUUCCGCCUGUUCACCGGACAACAUCUCAAGUGCCAGCACAGCUAACAUGGUGAAGAUAGAGGAGAUGGAGCGCCUGCUAAGAGAAGCUCAAGCUGAGAAGAACAGACUGCUGGAGCACAGGGAGCGGGAGAUGGAGUUACGGCGACAGGCUCUUGAAGACGAGAGGAGAAGGAGGGAGGAAUUGGAGAGGAGACUGCAGGAAGAGACAAACCGACGACAGAAACUAGUAGAGAAAGAGUCUCGUCCGUUGACACGAUACCUCCCAGUGAGAAAGGAUGACUUUGACCUGAGAGGUCACAUCGAGGCGGCGGGUCACCAUCCUGAAACUUGUUUUCACCUGGCCAUCACUGAGAAGACCUGCAGGGGGUUCUUGGUCAAAAUGGGUGGGAAAAUCAAAACCUGGAAGAAGCGCUGGUUCGUCUUUGACCGCAGUCGAAGGACGCUGGCAUAUUAUGCUGAUAAACAUGAGACUAAAAUGAAGGGUGUUAUCUAUUUCCAAGCCAUUGAAGAAGUGUAUUACGACCACCUAAAGAACGCACACAAGAGCCCAAACCCUUCCCUGACGUUUAGCGUGAAGACACAUGAACGGGUUUAUUACAUGGUGGCUCCUUCCCCAGAGGCCAUGAGAAUCUGGAUGGAUGUUAUCAUCACUGGAGCGGAGGGAUAUACGCAUUUCCUGGUGUGAGCAGGAUUCAUCUUUGUUUAACGACAUUUAACAAGUCCAAAGUGACCUUCACACUUCAGCUCGGCCUGAUAAUGGGCUCAUUUUCCACGUCCACUGUUCUGAAGAGGUUACACUUUUAUGAUUCUCUUUUAUCAGUACUGAUUGGGACGAGAGCGUUGACUGUAUAUUUUGCAGUUUGGAAUACCUAGUUUGGAAAAACUGGUGCUUUACCCACUGCAUCCUGUCGUGAGAUUACAGAGGCAGCUUUCAGACUUCAAAGGUACCAACUCUUGAAUUUUUCGCCCUGUUUUGUUCACUUCCGGGGUGAGACUUAGAACAGCUGUAAAUAAGAAAUCAGUCACUGGUCUUCACAUUUCACAAACGUGCCAACUCUUAAUGAAGCUGAAUAUACCUCAAAGAUGAACUGUUGUGGUUGUUAAAACGAAACACCAAAAACAAAGUGUUCCUUUGUUUUUGGUGUUUCGACUUAGUACAGACUCUAACAAACAUCAGGGUAUUGUUCAGUACUGUUUUUAUAUUCAACAGUACUAAACAUGAAUUUAUAAAUGUAUUUUCACUUAAUGUUUUUGUUGUUGUUGUUAAUUGACCUUUGUAUCUCUGUACAAUUUAUAUUAUUCCCUCAUUUACCAAGUGCCUUACAUUUGUCAAUAUCUGAUGAGAAUAGCUAUAUAUUUAGCUAUAAGACUUGUAGAAUGACACAAACAGACUGUGGUUAUUUUAAGCAUUAUUUUGUAUCGACCAAUUGUGCCACCCUGAUGCUCAGGAACAUUCCAGAAGGAAGAAUUUCGCACCAAAGACGAGCUGAAUUUGUGUUUCAGCAUGACAUGAAUGUAAAAACUGACACCUAAGAUGCUAUCUUUAAUAGAUGAGGCUCUUAAUAAUUUAGCACAAAUGUGUAUUUUCAUAAUGUUUUUGAUUAGAAUCAUUGAGUUCUCGAUUGUUUGUUGUACUGCAAUUGACCAGCAGAGGGUUUUACUUUCAAUGAUAUUGAAAUGAUUACAGGAUUUAUUCACUGCAAGAAUCUCAUUUGACCCUUAAGUUGAAAUAUAAGAUGUUAAAAGUUUUGUUUUGUUACCACUGAACAAAUCUAUAUGCAUGUCUGAACUUAUUGUGUAUCUGAUAUGUUUUUUUAUGUAGGAAUCACUAUAAUUUAAUUUAGAGUAAUUUAGAGUAAUAGUAAAUUAGAAAUUAUAUGAAUUAUAUGUCAAGAAGAAACGCCGUUGUUUUAUUAGGAAAAAAUUAAUGCACAGGUGCUAUCUGCCAGCAAAACGUCUAGUUCAGUGGUUCUCAAGUGGUUUUGCUUCAGGAACCAGAUUUUCAGAUCUUUGACGUCAAUAAGAAAUGAUACGGGAAGUCUCUUUCCUCCUCUUUUUUUAAUUUUAUUUUUACGCCUAUUUGUUUUCCUAUCCAAAUGAUGUGCAGUUUUAAUGCAUUUUAUUUGCAUUGUUUUUUUCCAUGCUGUUAUACCAAAUUGUGUUGCAUCAUUCGUGCAGUCAUGUCUGUCAUUCAGUCUCAUUUAAAUCACAGGGCAUCUUUUCUGGCAAAUACUUCCAACAAUUUAGGCUGUGAAAUGAAUUAAUUUUAGUUUGCCAGGCAGUAGAUCAAUGCUGAUGUGCACUUUGAGACUAAACAGUUUUUUUAGAGAUGCUUUCUCAGCUUUCAUUCAGUAAACAAUACAGUACAUUACAGGAUAAGCACAACAAAGCGUUAUAUAGAUCACAAUAAAAUAAGUACUUAUAUAAAAUGUAUCUUUUC